AUUUCUAUUCAUUAGAAUUAGAUGUUAUCACUGAAUUUUUGAUUGGCUGUGAGUUCUGUCACUUAGUUUACAAACGCAGCGCUGAGGUUCAGUUUCUGUCAUUUUUAACGUCAAUGACGUUUGUCAAUUUGCAGCCUCAUAAUAAAAAUACACUUUAACGUUUAAAAAAAUAAAUUUUUGGUGCUUGCAUUGAAAUGAAAUGUCGUUCCGUGGAAGAGUUCUAGGAUUUGUGGAAGUUAUUUUAAGAGUGCCACCAUUAUUUGUUAUAGAUGAAAUACUAAAAAUUGGACUUUUUGGUAUAACAGAGUUGUCACAACAUGACUUAUCAAAUAUCGAGGAAAAAUAUGCUAAAAUUGAAAAGGAAUUUAGUAAUGUUACAACGAAUAGUGACCCUUAUGAUCCUUUGGUGUACAGGUUUAUUAUAAUGACCGUAAUUAGAUUGGUAAUCAGCACAUUAGGUUGCAUAAUAGCAAUAUGUAUGUUUAUUCUAAGUACGAAACACCUGAUGGUAGUCUACAUGUACCUUAUAUCAGUUGGCCUAGUCAUCAUCUCCUACUGGACGAACGUCAACACCGUUAAUUCAGCUUUAGAUAUUGAAACCUUCGGAAACGGCACUCUCAACAUAAUCAACGUUCUGUCACUUAACCUCGAACAGUUGCUGCAACACAAAGUUUAUUUAUUUAACGUAGUUCAAAAUUAUUUCUUUCAAUUCCUACUAGCAAUCAUUUUUACCAACAUACACUUGGGGCCUCGAAAUCCAUGGCUGCAAAAAAUCCUACCGGUAGCCUUUCUGAUUCCUUCUGUAUUAGUUGUAUUGCCCACGCCUCCAUUCCUAUUAAACCACAUACCUUUCAUAGCGGCCCUAAUACCGUUAGCCCUAGUUAAAUUCGUUUUAUGUACCUCUAUUAUACAAAUAAUUCAAUCAAUUUACACAGGCUACCUGCAAGCUAAAAUUUUCGUUGCUAAUUUUGGAAUGUCUGCUCUGGUGGAAUCUGAAUGGUUGAGGUUAAACGUGCCAGAAGUUUUGAGAACUUUUUGGAUGCUCAGAGUUUUGGAGCACACUGGGAUAUUUUUCUUAUCAGGUUACUGGGAAAUUGAAGAUGAAAACUCCCCUUACUUCAGAUUGAUGAAGUACCUUAUGGUAACAGGUUGUGACACUCUCACCGCAGUACUAGGUAUCACUAGUAUUGUGUCAUACAUAUGUAAUUACAUUGGAAAAUUCUUUCAAUGGAUUCUUCUCACGGACGAUGAGAAUGAUAAAAAUUUUGGAACGGUAUCUGCUAUAGUCUUUUAUAUAUUAGCAUUGCAAACUGGUUUGACUGGUUUAGAACCCGAAAUACGUUUUGUGAGGUUAUGCAGAAACUUUUGUUUGCUAUUUACAGCUCUAUUACAUUUCACUCACAACGUAGUAAAUCCUUUGUUGAUGAGUUUAAGCGCUUCUCAUAACCCUUCCCUGAAGAAGCACCUGCAUGCUCUAUUGGUAUGUGGAGUAUUGGUCAUGUUACCUAUUAUACUGAUGUACUUUUUGUGGAAAACCCAAGAACCGUCUACGUGGUUGUUGGCGGUAACAGCUUUUAGCAUAGAAGUCAUAGUCAAGGUUUUUGUAUCCCUAGCGAUCUACUCUUUAUUCCUACUUGAUGCCAGAAGAGAAACCUUCUGGGAAAAAUUAGAUGACUAUAUUUAUUAUAUAAGAGCCUUCGGAAAUACUGUUGAGUUUUGUUUCGGCAUAUUUUUAUUCUUUAAUGGUGCUUGGAUAUUGAUGUUUGAAAGCGGUAGCGCAAUAAGAGCUGCCAUGAUGUGUAUACAUGCUUAUUUCAAUAUUUGGUGCGAUGCUAAAUCUGGUUGGUCCGUGUUUAUGAAGCGUAGAACCGCUGUAAACAAAAUAGAAUCUCUUCCCGAGGCCAACAAAGAACAGUUAAGGUUAUUAGAUGACGUAUGCGCUAUAUGCUAUCAGGAGAUGCAAAGCGCUAAAAUUACCAAAUGUAGACACUUUUUCCAUGGUGUUUGCUUAAGGAAGUGGUUGUACGUUCAAGAUAGAUGUCCCCUUUGUCACGAAAUUCUUCACGGUAUAGAAACCGACGAGAGAAAAGAAAACAAUCAACAAGAGGCUGCUGCUAUCGUAGCCGACGAUCAUAAUUAUGAUAGGUGAUAGGUUAACAAAUUGUGAUAUAGGUUUAAAAAAAUUUUAUUACAAACGAGCUUGGAGUAAUGAUGACUAAGUGAAUACUAUCAUCUACGAUUUUAUUGGCUGUAAAUGGACUUUGAGAAAAAGAUAUGUAUAAAAAAAGACAAACAAGUAAAUAUACGUGUAAAGAAA
Messenger RNA from Diorhabda carinulata, 2317 nucleotides. It is a transcript of the gene Trc8, whose product is annotated as protein TRC8 homolog. The coding region runs from base 200 to 2149 and encodes 649 amino acids. Lineage: Eukaryota; Metazoa; Arthropoda; Insecta; Coleoptera; Chrysomelidae. Gene Ontology annotation, biological process: ERAD pathway. Gene Ontology annotation, cellular component: endomembrane system; endoplasmic reticulum. Gene Ontology annotation, molecular function: ubiquitin protein ligase activity. The record is from RefSeq and is a predicted model, not a curated record. The transcript has 2 exons.